ACUGUUGCAAUACAACAGGCCAGACGGUUGGAGCAAACAUUUUGGGCAAACUUCAAUGGUGACAAGAUGUGUUUAGAUGUUAGAUACAGCGAUUAAAUUAUCUUUAACUUGUUUGACAGUUUUCCAUUUCCUAUACAAUGUUUUUAUUUUUGUAUCUUAGCUAGUGAUCACAGUGUAGCAGUCCAAAUUCAACCUUCGCUCGUCGCACUCAAGGCACAGACGCUCUGGUGUUUCAGACCUCGGCACUUUGUAUGAUGUUGGUUCAGACUCAUGGACGGGCCUGGAAUCAGGUCGGCUGCAGCUCUGGUCUCAGCCACCAGGAGGGGCUUUAGAGUGAGAGGGGAUCAGUCCUACCUCCCUGCCCAAAACACUCUUCUGAAAUCUUCAGCCUGUCCUCACCUGUUCCCUCAACACUUAAACAGAUACUUUUUUUUCUUCUCUAACCCCCUCCACCCAAUUAUUUCUCCUGUUUUGACUUGAUCCCUCUCAGUCCGCUAACCUCUCACCUUCACCUAACACCUGGUGGUUGUUUUAGUGGAACUCCCUUCAGAAUAAACAUGAGGAAUCCCAGGCUGAAUAUGUUUUUGGUAGGUGUAAUCCUCUGUUCAGUGUCCCUCCUUUACUUGGGCCUGAGUGGCAUCGAAUGCCCACCCAAGAACAGAGGCCAUCAAUACAGCUGGGUAGACCCCCGCCUGGGACACAUCAACCAGAGCCAAGCUUUUCCCAUCUACUACGGAGAGGACACCCCCCUCAUUUUUAUUGGUGGAUUCCCCCGUAGUGGCACCACACUCAUGAGGGCCAUGCUGGAUGCCCACAAUGCUGUGCGGUGUGGGGAGGAGACACGCGUGAUCCCCCGUCUACUAGCCAUGCGUGCCACCUGGAGUCGCUCGGCCAGGGAGAGGGUGCGAUUGGAUGAAGCUGGAGUCACCGAUCAGGUGUUGGAUUCUGCCGUGCGGGCAUUCCUCUUGGAGGUGAUAGUUGGUCAUGGAGAGCCUGCCCUCCGUCUCUGCAACAAAGAUCCUUUUGCCUUGAAGUCUCUCUCCUAUCUCGCCAGCAUCUUCCCCAAGGCCAAAUUUGUACUGAUGCUACGAGACGGACGGGCGACUGUCCACUCCAUGAUCUCACGCAAGGUCACCAUCUCUGGUUUUGACCUCACCAGUUACAGGGACUGCCUGACAAAGUGGAGUCGUGCUGUAGAGGGCAUGUAUAGCCAGUGCCAGGGGGCGCCAGAGGGCAGCUGUCUACCCGUGCGCUACGAGCAGCUUGUGCUACACCCAGAGGAAGAGAUGAGGAAGCUGCUGCACUUCCUGGGGUUGCCAUGGGACCCAGCAGUGCUCCACCACGAGGAGCUGAUUGGCAAAGCAGGAGGGGUGUCUUUGUCCAAGGUUGAGCGUUCGACAGACCAGGUGAUGAACCCUGUGAACACAGAUGCUCUUUCUAAGUGGGUGGGACACAUCCCCUCUGACGUCAUGAAAGAAAUGUCCGACAUCGCUCCCAUGCUCGCUCGACUUGGCUACGACCCCCGUGCUAACCCCCCAGAUUACACCCAGCCAGGCCCACUCCUCCAGUCUUUCAACUAUACACAGCUGAUCAUCAACCUGGGAAUACGUUUUAAAAGGUCCAUGGAGUAAAUAAUGAUGGAAGCAUAACUGUAUAUUUCUAAAGAUGUGAGUUUAUUUUCUUAAUAAAUUAUUUUGUUGUGGGUCAUUCAGUAAAGUGACAACUGUGA
Messenger RNA from Osmerus eperlanus (European smelt), 1729 nucleotides. It is a transcript of the gene tpst1l, whose product is annotated as tyrosylprotein sulfotransferase 1, like. Gene Ontology annotation, molecular function: protein-tyrosine sulfotransferase activity. The transcript is spliced from 6 exons. The record is from RefSeq and is a predicted model, not a curated record. Gene Ontology annotation, cellular component: Golgi apparatus. NCBI's taxonomy places the organism in Eukaryota, Metazoa, Chordata, Actinopteri, Osmeriformes, Osmeridae. The coding region runs from base 558 to 1631 and encodes 357 amino acids. Gene Ontology annotation, biological process: peptidyl-tyrosine sulfation.